This is a messenger RNA of Protopolystoma xenopodis, 504 nucleotides long. Lineage: Eukaryota; Metazoa; Platyhelminthes; Monogenea; Polystomatidea; Polystomatidae. The record is from the annotation of a GenBank genome assembly.
GAUGCCAGUCUUGAUGCCUUUGCUGCUGGUGAUGGUGAGAGUCAUGUUGAUGCCAAUGCUGAUGAUGAUAGUUUACGUAUGAGCGAGUGUUAUGCUAAUAUUGAUGCUGAUGUUGAUGCUGAUAGUCUUGUUAAUGUUGAGUGUGAAUGUGAUGAUAAGUGUGAGGCUGAUUCUGAUGCUGAUGGUGAGCUUGAAGGUGAAAGUGAAGGUAGUGCUGAUGCUGAUGUUAAUGAUUUUGGUGAUGGUGAUGUUGAUUGUCAUGAUGAUGCCAACACUGAUGGUUUUAGCAUUCACCCGACCAACCAAAUCGAGCCAUGUCGACUGCCGCCCAACCUUUUUUCUGCAUUCACACACCCACACACCCACACAGCCGAGCUCGCUGAUAACCGGUACGGAUUACCGCUUCGUCAAGUGGUACAGCAUCGUCCCAACGGCGUCUGUCUGGCAAGCUCGCAUUUCGCCGGCUCAAGGGUUGCCCAAGUCUGGACAUAUUUGUGUAACUAG